Lytechinus pictus (painted urchin) is the source of this 2187-nucleotide messenger RNA. RefSeq lists its product as uncharacterized. The transcript has 7 exons. The record is from RefSeq and is a predicted model, not a curated record. The coding region runs from base 1 to 2187 and encodes 728 amino acids. NCBI's taxonomy places the organism in Eukaryota, Metazoa, Echinodermata, Echinoidea, Temnopleuroida, Toxopneustidae.
AUGCAGACCGACUGCAUCGGCAAGCACAGUACCGAGAUAAACAUGGUUCAGUACGUAGACAAGCUACAAUUUCGGGAAGCCGUAUUGACCGAGGUUUCUUCUUUUGAUCUUGAACAUAUAUUAAGAGGGAUUGGCAAAGAAGAUAAUAUUUCCAUGUUCCUUGAAAGCCUCGGGAUAGAUCCAACUCAAAACACUAAUGAAGGGGGACUAGACUUCUUGAAGGGAGCCCAGGAUAAACUAGACAAAUGGGCGAAAGAAACAAGAGACAUCAAUCCAGUGAUAAUCCUAAGUUCUACAUUGGAGAAAUUGAAUCAUACUUCCGCUAAUAAUUUUUUUCAAGUCAAUGAUGAGAAAAAAAUCAAUCUGCGAGACAAUGAGAUCGAAAUAUAUGCCCGAAAAUACACACGGAACCACUACAAUAAAGUAAGUACGCUUAUCCAACAUUGUCCAUUCCUUGGCAAAGUCGUUAGAGAAAACAAUGAUUAUCUGUUAAAUACUGAGAAUAUGCUUCAUGAUUGGUGGACAGAGCAGCAGUGCAAUUAUUACAGAAGGAGAUGUAUACUCGAUGAGACAUUACCUGAGCAAAAACUCCUGGCAGAUACCAAGCCCUCAAGCCUUCGAACAGGCCCAGGAGAUGAUCAGUGGCCAUCCGACGACGAACUAAAGGUCAUUGAUCGUUACAUCGAUCACAAAUAUACAGCACACGUUCGAGAAUGUCUUGAUGUGUCCACUUUAUCUGAGAGUGAUAACAAGAAUGAUCUGUUUGGUACUUUAUGUGCUUGGAGGCAAUCAUUUAAUGGAGAUUUCACAACAAUGUAUAGGAAGUUAGUAUUUGCUUUAAAGGACACGAACAUUUAUGGUUUACUUUCACCUGUGAGGAAUGAUGCUAUCCACAAUGCUGAGAUCGUAGAGAUAGCAUUCAAUCUACUCAUGACUGACAUCCUACCUGUGGUCAAGCAUCUUCGAAUCAUUGAAACAAAACUGUUAUCCUACAGACCAGCAUUCCAACCGUCUCAUCUCCAAAAAGGCACAAUCGGCCUUGUUUCGACCUUAAUAACGUCGGUGGGAAAGAAUAAACAGAGAGAGGAGUUGUGCAGAAGGCUCAAAGACGGAGGAUUCUCCGGCAGAAUUCAACUGAAUAUAAUUGCCCGUCAAAUGUCCUACGGAGAACUUUCAACAAUUUUCAACACACAGACAACAUGCAUAUCGAGUGCUAAUGAAGAGAAAGAAGCCCCACAGCAAGAGCCACAAGAAGGGGAUCACUUGCUGACUCAAGAAAAACAUCAAGCACCUGAUCCGACCACUGCGACAUUAGAGCCUGAAGUUAAGAAGGACGCAGAGUCCACGAAAGGUUUCAACCGUAUUAAGAACAUUCUACGCAGCAAUUCGUCAAAACAGAGUCCCGAUACCACGCAACAAGAGAUGAAAUCAAAGGAAGGAAGCACUUCCUUAGGUAAAUCAGUAACAAAAACCUUGUUGGAUACAGCAAUAGCGAUGGAACCGAUUGUCGUUCAAGCCGUAGAAUCCUCGCCAGAAGUCACGGAAAGAACAAUCUCCUCAAAUGAAACAAUAGUUAAUAUUGAACCGGAUGCGAUUACAUCUGAAGUCUGUCUGCAUCUCAGCGAGAUCAAACAGACACUAAACUUGUCAGAUGAAGAUGUUUGCUCCUGGGUUGGCGGGAAUCUGGACGAGUUCACAUUGUUUCAGAUAUGGAAGGCAAAAACUCGCUUUUCUGCCAUUAGUGAACGAGCAUCAGUGAUUAAAUGUAUGCAUGACUCUGGAAAAGGUGAACUUGCAAGAUCAGUAAUCGAAGGUAAAUUCAUACCUGAAGAGAUCAGUCUCUCCUUCGUUAAGCAUGUCAUCCAGACAGCGGGAACUAACAGUAAGCUGGAAAAAUUAGCUGCAUCACUGGAUCUGAAGAAGGAGUUUCUAGAAAGUAAAAGUUCGGUUGAUGCCAUAAGUGAGAUCAUUCAGAAGAGACUAGUCACCAGUAUGAAAGGAUCCGAAAAUAUUCCUGGAGAUGGGUCUGGAGCGAGCAAAAAGUCAAAAAAGGAUAAGGAUGUUAAAAGUCAGAUGGGACCAAGCCAAGUUCAUAAUCCUGCCAAUCAAGCAGACAAACUUGUAGAAUAUGGAUUUAUGGACUUAGCUCGCGAACUUCUGAUUAUAUACCAGAAUAACACUCAGUAA